Hipposideros armiger (great roundleaf bat) is the source of this 1770-nucleotide messenger RNA. It is a transcript of the gene STX18, whose product is annotated as syntaxin 18. Gene Ontology annotation, biological process: intracellular protein transport; retrograde vesicle-mediated transport, Golgi to endoplasmic reticulum. Bases 401 to 1408 code for a protein of 335 amino acids. The record is from RefSeq and is a predicted model, not a curated record. Gene Ontology annotation, molecular function: SNAP receptor activity. NCBI's taxonomy places the organism in Eukaryota, Metazoa, Chordata, Mammalia, Chiroptera, Hipposideridae. The transcript has 11 exons. Gene Ontology annotation, cellular component: endoplasmic reticulum; SNARE complex; membrane.
CCGUCUGUGCGGGAGACAACGCGAAGGAUCGAGCCUUCUGCCUUCUCCGUUCUCUCGCCCCCGGGGCCCGCACGCCCUCAGCCGGCUCACGGGGGCUCGGGGCUCCGGGACCCUCGCGCCGCCAAGCCGGACCAGGUUUUCUGGGAGGAGCUAGGGGCACAGGUGUAGUCGUCUCCCGGCUCGGGAGGCUCCCGGAACCCGUCCCGCGCGUGGGCGGAGGCCGGAACCUUUCUCCUCUCGCUGCGUUCAUCCUGCGGAGGCCGGAACCUUUCUUCUCGCGUCCCCGUUGGCGGGCGGAGGCGUGCGCAGCCGGAACAGUCCUCCAGCGGCCGGGCUUGCGCCGUGGUCGCCUCCUGCUGACGUGGGCCGGCGGGGUCGGGGGCCGUAGGUGCGGGUCGCCAUGGCGGUGGACAUCACGCUGCUGUUCCGGGCUAGCGUCAAGACCGUGAAGACGCGCAACAAAGCGCUGGGAGUGGCGGUGGGCAGCGGCGUCGAUGGCAGCCGCGACGAGUUGUUCCGCCGGAGCCCCCGGCCCAAAGGCGACUUCUCCAGCCGGGCGCGCGAAGUGAUUUCGCACAUUGGCAAACUGAGAGAUUUUCUUCUGGAACACAGGAAAGAUUAUAUUAAUGCUUAUAGCCAUAUCAUGUCUGAGUACGGGAGGAUGACAGACACGGAACGCGACCAGAUAGACCAGGAUGCUCAGACGUUCAUGAGGACCUGCUCAGAAGCGAUUCAGCAGCUAAGGACCCAAGCACGCAAGGACGCACAGUCCCAGCAAGUGAAGGAGCACAGAGCCGCCGUUCUGGACUUCAUCGAAGAUUACCUAAAAAGAGUGUGCAAGCUUUACUCAGAGCAGAGAGCCAUCCGAGUUAAACGCGUGGUGGAUAAGAAAAGAUUAUCUAAGCUGGAACCAGAAUCAAAUACAAAGACGAGAGAAUCCACCUCUUCUGAGCAAGUUUCACAGCAUCCUUCAAAAGACUCGGAAGAAAAACCUGUCGCUGAGGAGUAUCCAGAAAAGAUUCCGGCCGAAGCACCCCCGGAAGUGGGAACCUGGGCGGAUGGCAGAGUUGAAGAUGAACUGUCCCCAGAAGAGAUACAGAUGUUUGAACAAGAAAACCAGCGCCUGGUUGGUGAGAUGAACAGCCUGUUUGACGAAGUGAGGCAAAUUGAAGGGAAAGUGGUUGAAAUUUCCAGACUUCAAGAGAUAUUCACAGAGAAGGUUUUACAACAGGAAGCCGAGAUUGACAGCAUUCACCAGUUAGUCGUGGGGGCAACCGAGAAUAUCAAGGAGGGCAAUGAAGACAUCAGAGAGGCCAUCAAAAACAACGCGGGCUUCCGUGUGUGGGUACUGUUCUUCCUGGUCAUGUGCUCCUUCUCCCUGCUCUUCCUCGACUGGUACGACAGCUAGCUGCCUGGUCGUCAGCCGUCACCCCAGAGCCACGUGGGGGGAGGGGGAGACAGAUACGUCACAGAAGGGACGCCCAGACCUGUGGUUGGAGCCCACGGAGGAGCAGAAAAGGAAACCAGUGAACACAAAUCGGAAGUGUCUGCAGCAGCCCUGAGGCGGCUCCCCCAGCUGCCUCUGGGCUCCCAGGAUGCCUGACCUUCCCUCCGGGGCUUCAGGAAGAACAUGGGGUGAGAACCCGCAGCCCAAAUGCUCGUUUGUCCCCUACGGCUUCUUGCCUGCCUGAGCCACCUGACACGGCUCACUGUACGGUGGGAAACUCACCUUUGCCUCGUUAACCUAAUAAAUACAUGACGGCCACUUCG